UGGCCUAGAAUUUUCACAGCCCCGGUUGUCGGACAAGAUGGCCUUUUUCUCUUUGUGAUUUUAAUCUAUAUCGUGCUGAGUCUCUGUGUAUGCAGCUACAACAAAGAAUCGAACAAGAAGAACGACGAUGCAGAUCACGUUGCAUCAAAUACGGUCGAGGAAACCAAUCACAGGGGACGUGCCCUAGUUGUAGUAUCCGCUGCUGAAGUGAUGCAGGGAGCAGAACACAAACAAGGUCUUCUCCAGAAGACAGCGCUUCCCGCUCCCGUUGCAUCCGAUAAACACUGCAAUAACGACGUUGGUGGCACGUCAACAAUUCGGACCGCAAAG
Molecule: messenger RNA, 330 nt
Organism: Amoebophrya sp. A25
Lineage: Eukaryota; Dinophyceae; Syndiniales; Amoebophryaceae
Source: the annotation of a GenBank genome assembly